AUGGUACCAACCAGCAAAGAAAUAGCAGCACUUACUGUUGAUUUUUUAUCUACUGUUAUCGAUAAACAGGAAGUCUCAAAUGACAACUGUGAUUCCUUGAAUGUUGCCAUCGAUUGUAUCACAGAUGUUUUUGAUUUUGACAGAGAUUCUAUUAAAUCUGUUAUCGGUGAAAAAUUCAAUGGUAACGGUUUGAAACAAAUCUUAACUAAAACUAUAGAAGAAUAUGCCAAUGAAGAUAACAAUGAAGACGUUAAAGUUAACAUCCCUAAAGAUGAUGCUGAAAUCAAAGCCAAGGCUGAAGCGUUGAAAUUAGAAGGAAAUAAGGCUAUUACUGAAAAGAAAUUUGAAUUAGCUAUUGAAAAAUACACUGAAGCAAUCAAAGUACUUCCAACAAAUGCUGUAUACUAUGCCAACAGAGCUGCUGCUUAUACAAAUUUACAAAAAUAUGAUGAAGCUGUAGAGGAUGCCACUGCUGCAAUCAAGAUCGAUCCUAACUAUUCUAAAGGUUAUUCCAGGUUAGCCUACGCCAAAUAUGUUCAAGAUAAACCUGAGGAAGCAUUAGAAGCUUACAAAAAGGUUUUAGAAAUAGAAGGGGAUAAUGCAACUGAAGUGAUGAAGAGAGGAUAUGAAACCGCUAAGAAGAAGGUCGAAGAGACAUUGAACCAAAAAAGCAACACUGAAAAUUCUGAUGUUUCACCAGUUACAAAAGCGACACAAGAUGAUCAGACAACUAGUUCUACUUCCACAGCAACCCCAGACUUUUCAUCAAUGUUUGGAAAUGGCGGUUCAGGUAAUACGCCUGACUUUGCUUCUAUGCUAGGUGGAGGCUUAGGUGGAGGUUUAGGUGCUUUGCUAAAUAAUCCUCAAGUUAUGCAAGCAGCUCAAUCUAUGAUGCAAGAUCCAAAUGCAAUGCAAAAAAUGCAAUCUAUGAUGCAAAAUCCAGCUAUACAACAAAUGGCUCAAAAUUUUGCUAGUGGUAACACCAGUUUAAAUGAUUUAAUGAACAACCCAGAUAUUCAAAACAUGGCUUCUAAUUUAUUUGGGGGAGCUGCUUCUGGUAACUCAAGUAACAAGAAAUAA
This is a messenger RNA of Arxiozyma heterogenica, 1080 nucleotides long. RefSeq names its product Sgt2p (gene SGT2). Gene Ontology annotation, cellular component: TRC complex; membrane. Gene Ontology annotation, biological process: post-translational protein targeting to endoplasmic reticulum membrane. The coding region runs from base 1 to 1080 and encodes 359 amino acids. Gene Ontology annotation, molecular function: protein binding; molecular adaptor activity. The transcript has a single exon. The record is from RefSeq and is a predicted model, not a curated record. Lineage: Eukaryota; Fungi; Ascomycota; Saccharomycetes; Saccharomycetales; Saccharomycetaceae.